This is a messenger RNA of Lampris incognitus (smalleye Pacific opah), 1828 nucleotides long. It is a transcript of the gene maoa, whose product is annotated as monoamine oxidase. The transcript has 15 exons. Bases 17 to 1588 code for a protein of 523 amino acids. The record is from RefSeq and is a predicted model, not a curated record. Lineage: Eukaryota; Metazoa; Chordata; Actinopteri; Lampriformes; Lampridae. Gene Ontology annotation, molecular function: oxidoreductase activity.
CGGAGCCACAGACACCAUGACGGCACCCAGCUCCACCUACGAUGUGGUCGUGGUCGGAGGAGGAAUAUCAGGACUGAGUGCCGCUAAGCUUUUGAAAGCAAACGGGCUGAAACCGGUGGUUCUGGAGGCCAGGGACCGGGUCGGUGGACGGACCUUCACUGUAUGGAACAAGGAAACCAAGUAUGUUGAUCUGGGUGGAGCCUACGUCGGGCCGACUCAGAACCGCAUCUUCCGACUGGCCAAAGAGUACGGCAUAAAAACCUACAAGAUCAACGAGAAGGAGAACCUGGUGCAUUAUGUCAACGGAAAGUCCUACCCAUUCAGAGGCUCCUUCCCCCCCAUGUGGAACCCCUUCGCCAUAAUGGACUUCAACAACCUGUGGCGGACGAUGGACGAGAUGGGCAAAGAGAUCCCGAGGGAGGCUCCUUGGCGUGCUCCUCAUGCAGAGGAGUGGGAUAAGAUGACCAUGCAGCAGCUCUUUGACAAGACCUGUUGGACCAGCGCUGCCCAUCGCUUCGCCAAGCUGUUUGUCAACGUAAAUGUGACCUCUGAACCCCACGAGGUGUCAGCUCUCUGGUUCCUCUGGUAUGUCAAGCAGUGUGGAGGAACCAUGAGAAUUUUCUCCACCAGUAACGGGGGACAGGAGAGGAAGUUUGUGGGCGGCUCCAGUCAGAUCAGCGAAUGCAUGGCCAGAGAACUAGGGGACGGCGUGAAGCUCCAGUCUCCAGUCUGCAGGAUCGACCAGACUGGUGACAUGGUGGUUGUGGAGACGGUCAAUAAACAGACGUUCGUGGCUAAGUAUGUCAUCGUGGCCACACCGCCUUGUCUACAUAUGAAGAUGCACUUUAACCCCGGGCUGCCCCCGCUGAGGAACCAGCUGAUCAGUCGCGUGCCCAUGGGCUCAGUCAUCAAGUGCAUGGUCUAUUACAAAGAGAACUUCUGGAGGCAGAAGGGUUACUGUGGCAGCAUGGUGAUAGAAGAAGAAGGUGCUCCCAUUGGCCUCACUCUUGAUGACACGAAGCCUGAUGGGACUGUACCGGCUAUCAUGGGAUUCAUCCUCGCUCGUAAAUGCAGAAAGCUUGUGGAGCUGACCAAAGAGGAGAGGCUGAAGAGGAUCUGUGAGAUUUACGCCAGAGUCCUGGGCUCGGAGGAGGCGCUGCAUCCCGUUCACUAUGAGGAGAAGAACUGGUGUGAGGAGGAAUACUCUGGAGGAUGCUACACCACCUACUUCCCCCCCGGCAUCCUCACCCAAUAUGGCAAGGUGCUGAGGAAGCCGGUCGGGAAGCUCUUCUUUGCGGGGACAGAGACGGCUACCGAAUGGAGCGGCUACAUGGAGGGAGCUGUUCAGGCUGGAGAAAGAGCCGCCAGAGAGGUCAUGUGUGCGAUGGGUAAAAUCGACCAGAGUCAGAUUUGGCAACCAGAGCCUGCGUCUGAGGACGUGCCUGCCCGUCCCUUCGUCUCCACCUUCUGGGAGAGAAACUUGCCUUCAGUUGCCGGUUUCCUCAGGUUCAUGGGUAUCACCACCGUCCUGUCCACUGCCGCCGUGGGCCUGGUGGCCUACAAGAGAGGAUGUCCCUCCCGCUGUUAGAGUCCACCCACGUCUUAAUCUUACUCCUCUGCAUGUGGGGGGGGAGGGGGGGAGCAGAGCUCAACACCCACUGCCCUCCUCCUCCUCCUCCUCCUCGAGGGCACUACUGACCUCAACUACAAAGUGGUGGAGUUGUGUGUUGGGUUUGGAAUGUCACCUGAUGCUCCACCCUGCUGCCAGAGGAAUAAGACUGCUCAACACAUCGUCACGUCAUUUCUUUAUUCACCGUCCGAGAGAGAG